CCAGCAUGGACUCAUCCUACCUUAGACUUCUUAAUCUUCCACAAAGAUAAUGAAUAUCCAGCCUUAUUUAAAAUUCCAACUCCAAUUAAAUUUCUUCGUGAACUUGCUGAUUUUGCUGAAAAACAAUUUAUGAAAAUCAACAAAACCAAUCAUAAUAUUAAUCAUUAA
Cetraspora pellucida is the source of this 168-nucleotide messenger RNA. NCBI's taxonomy places the organism in Eukaryota, Fungi, Glomeromycota, Glomeromycetes, Diversisporales, Gigasporaceae. The record is from the annotation of a GenBank genome assembly.